Messenger RNA from Amborella trichopoda, 2214 nucleotides. RefSeq names its product sodium/hydrogen exchanger 6. Lineage: Eukaryota; Viridiplantae; Streptophyta; Magnoliopsida; Amborellales; Amborellaceae. Gene Ontology annotation, molecular function: sodium:proton antiporter activity; potassium:proton antiporter activity. Gene Ontology annotation, biological process: regulation of intracellular pH; proton transmembrane transport; potassium ion transmembrane transport. Gene Ontology annotation, cellular component: plasma membrane; endosome. The record is from RefSeq and is a predicted model, not a curated record.
UCUUAUUUUGUCUUUGCCUUGGAAGACUGGACGCUUUGUCAAGAACCGCAACACGAAAGAAGCACCAAAACGAAGCGGAUGUGAAACCCCUACCAUUUGGCCUCGAUUUUCUCACAGUCCUCCUGUUCUCAGAGAGAGAGAGAGAGGAUGCCGGCGUUGGAGAUGGCAUCUGCCAAUCCAGCAGGGGCGCCUGGGAAAGAGCAACAGGCGGCAGGAUUGGGGAUAUUGCUGCAGAUAAUGAUGCUCGUCCUCUCCUUCGUUUUAGGUCAUGUUCUCCGGCGCCACAAAUUCUACUAUCUCCCUGAAGCCAGCGCUUCUCUCCUCAUUGGUAUGAUUGUUGGGGUUCUGGCAAACAUUUCAAAUACGGAAACAAACAUUAGGACAUGGUUCAAUUUCCAUGAGGAAUUCUUUUUCCUCUUUUUGUUACCGCCAAUAAUCUUUCAGUCUGGCUUCAGCUUGCCACCUAAACCAUUUUUCUCAAACUUUGGGGCCAUUGUCACCUUCGCCAUUUUGGGAACAUUUAUUGCUUCCUUCGUAACAGGGAUAUUGGUUUAUCUUGGUGGACUGAUGUUUCUCAUGUAUAGACUACCAUUUGUUGAGAGCAUUAUGUUUGGUGCUCUCAUAUCAGCAACUGAUCCUGUAACAGUGCUAUCCAUAUUCCAGGAGCUAGGAACAGAUAUGAACCUUUAUGCCUUGGUCUUUGGAGAAUCAGUCCUAAAUGAUGCAAUGGCAAUUUCUUUGUACAGGACAAUGUCAUCUUUCAACAGUCAUUCAUCCAAGCAAAGCUUCUUUUGGCUCAUUGUGAGGUUUCUCGAGACCUUCGUUGGAUCAAUGUCUUCGGGUGUUGGAGUUGGAUUUAUUUCGGCUUUGCUCUUUAAGUAUGCAGGCCUUGACAUUGACAAUCUUCAGAACCUUGAAUGCUGUCUAUUUGUACUCUUCCCAUAUUUCUCGUACAUGCUAGCUGAAGGUUUUGGACUCUCUGGUAUUGUUUCAAUAUUAUUCACUGGAAUUCUCAUGAAACACUAUACUUUCUCAAAUUUGUCGGAAAAUUCUCAACAAUUUGUUGCUGCUUUUUUCCAUCUGAUAUCUUCAUUGGCUGAGACAUUUGUGUUUAUAUACAUGGGUAUUGAUAUUGCUAUGGAACAACAGAGCUGGUCACAUGUUGGAUUUAUCUUUUUCUCUAUUUUGUUUAUUGGAGUUGCAAGGGCUGCAAAUGUCUUUUCAUGUGCAUACUUGGUGAAUUUGGUCCGACCAGCAAGCAGGAAAAUACCCCCUAAACAUCAGAAAGCACUUUGGUACAGUGGGCUAAGAGGAGCUAUGGCUUUUGCUCUUGCUUUACAAUCAGUUCAUGAUCUCCCCGAAGGCCAUGGCCAAACAAUAUUCACAGCUACCACUGCAAUCGUUGUCCUUACGGUUCUUUUGAUUGGCGGGUCAACUGGAACGAUGCUCGAAGCUUUGGAGGUUGUGGGUGAUGGUCAUGAUGGGACCUUUGGACUUGGAGAGACUUUUGAUGGUGACAAUGGCUACAUUGCUCCCUCUUAUGAAGAGGGCGCAUCCUCUGGACAAAAGCUGAAAAUGAGACUCAAAGAGUUCCACAAGAGCACUUCCUCCUUCACAGCAUUAGAUAAGAAUUAUUUGACCCCAUUCUUCACAGCUCAGAAUGGAGAGGUACAAGAUGGGCCCUCACCCUACCAGAGUCACAGAAGCAACUUUGGCAGACAUGGAUCAAAUGGCUGAUACGUGAAUUUGUUGGUAGUCAAUGAGCUUUUCUAGUGGUACACUACUAUAUGAGGGCAUUUUGGGCAUAUACAGCUUUGAAAGAGUGGUCAAGAUUUGUAUAUAAAGAUCUGUUACUUAAACGCCCGGUCCUCUUCUCAUACAACAGGCAGGUUGUGCAGAUCCAUAGGUGCAAAAAGAUCAGUUACUUAGACCAACUCAUGUUUGGGGCGUACGUGCAUGAGCCGUAGGACCGUGCAACAAAAUACCAGUGAUUUUUGCUACUGUGUUGUCUUACGUUCAAACACUGCAAAAAGUUUCAAUCAAUCAAUUGAUGCAGCAAAUGGUUCUUCUCAUAUAGUAUGAUUUUAUGGUUUGCAUGUAUUAGGUGAUCAUCUUCUUAUUUUGAGAUGAAUGAAGCUGUGAAACUUUUCAGAUAACAAACAAGGAAACCAAGAAGUUCACAAAACCCAGAAAUGGAAACUGCAGUUCUAGACA